AUGGAAGCUCGGGAUCGUGAGCAGGCCAGAUUAUUAGCUGGGGCUUUCCAGAGAGCCGAUUUAGAAGCUGAGGCACACGAGCAAGCUGGAUUAGAAGCUGAUGAUGAGUCAGUUGGAUCAGAAGCUGAGGAGAAUGAGUCAGUUGGAUCAGAAGUUGAGGAGAAUGAGUCAUCAGUUGGAUCAGAAGCUGAGGGGAAUGAGUCAGAUGGAUUAGAAGCUGAUGAUGAGUCAGUUGGAUCAGAAGUUGAGGGGAAUGAGUCAGUUGGAUCAGAAGCUGAGAAGAAUGAGUCAGUUGGAUCAGAAGCUGAUGAUGAGUCAGUUGGAUCAGAAGCUGAGGUGAAUGAGUCAGAUGGAUUAGAAGCUGAUGAUGAGUCAGUUGGAUCAGAAGCUGAGGAGAAUGAGUCAGUUGGAUCAGAAGUUGAGGGGAAUGAGUCAGUUGGAUCAGAAGCUGAGAAGAAUGAGUCAGUUGGAUCAGAAGCUGAUGAUGAGUCAGUUGGAUCAGAAGCUGAGGGGAAUGAGUCAGAUGAAUUAGAAGCUGAUGAUGAGUCAGUUGGAUCAGAAGAUGAGGAGAAUGAGUCAGUUGGAUCAGAAGUUGAGGGGAAUGAGUCAGUUGGAUCAGAAGCUGAGAAGAAUGAGUCAGUUGGAUCAGAAGCUGAUGAUGAGUCAGUUGGAUCAGAAGCUGAGGGGAAUGAGUCAGAUGAAUUAGAAGCUGAUGAUGAGUCAGUUGGAUCAGAAGAUGAGGAGAAUGAGUCAGUUGGAUCAGAAGCUGAGGAGAAUGAGUCAGUUGGAUCAGAAGAUGAGGGCAAUGAGUCAGAUGGAUUAGAAGCUGAUGAUGAGUCAGUUGGAUCAGAAGCUGAGAAGAAUGAGUCAGUUGGAUCAGAAGCUAAGGAGAAUGAGUCAGUUGGAUCAGAAGCUGAGGAGAAUGAGUCAGUUGAAUCAGAAGCUGAGGAGAAUGAGUCAGUUGGAUCAAAAGUUGAGGAGAAUGAGUCAGUUGAAUCAGAAGCUGAGGAGAAUGAGUCAGUUGAAUCAGAAGCUGAGGAGAAUGAGUCAGUUGAAUCAGAAGCUGAGGAGAAUGAGUCAGUUGAAUCAGAGGCUGAGGAGAAUGAGUCAGUUGAAUCAGAAACUAGGAGAAUGAGUCAGUUGAAUCAGAAGCUAAGGAGAAUGAGUCAGUUGGAUUAA
Biomphalaria glabrata is the source of this 1179-nucleotide messenger RNA. RefSeq lists its product as uncharacterized. The record is from RefSeq and is a predicted model, not a curated record. Bases 1 to 1179 code for a protein of 392 amino acids. NCBI's taxonomy places the organism in Eukaryota, Metazoa, Mollusca, Gastropoda, Planorbidae. The transcript has 2 exons.